CCCAAAUGGAGAAAAAAGGUCAAUAAUAAACAAAUGGAUUCUAAAACCCCACUAGGCUUCUCUCAGACAAAACACACACACACUAGUUUCCUCCAUUGACACUAUCCCACUACCUUCAAAAUCCCACCUUUUUCUGUUAAAUCAAAUCUCUAUCUCUCUCUUGAUCUCUCUUGACCAAUUGAGAGUAGAAGAAAACGUUUUUGUUGAAACAUGAAGAUGAAAGAUUAAUUGCACAUAGAGACCCCUUUUGAUUACUACCGUUCUCUUCCACCAAACUCGUUUCUGUCUUUAAUUUCCUUUUUUUUUUUUUUUUGUGUGAGCAUUAAAAUCUCACAAAAAGAAAAAAAAAUCAUUCCUUUGCUUCUUUCUCACUGUUCCUUUGUUUCUUAUUAUUCUUCUUCUUGCGUUUUAAGUCAUUUCUCUUCUUCUGCCACUUCGAUUGCUUUAAACUUGGAGCUUAAGAUUACACAUCAAUUCUUCUUUGUCUUCCUCGUGAUCAUCGAGGAAGCUUGAUCUCUUCUAUGGAAUGGAGAUUUUGAUUCUCCUCCUUUGGAUCUGUCUUCUUUCGUCGGUUUUAGUUGUUGGUUCUUCUUCCUCUGGAUUGGAUUUGUUACCUCCGUUAUCAUCACCACCGUCUCCACUACCGGAAACUCCAAAAGGGUUUGGUCAAGCACCGAGUAAUUCACCUGAAUCCGGCAAUGUGCCGCCGUCUAAAGCUUCUCAACCGUCUCUUCCUCCUUUAGCUGAUGUGGCAGCUCCACCGCCGUCAGAUUCCGCCGGAGGUAAUGCACCGGCCGGUGAGCCUAUUGUCUUGGUUCCUAAUGCUCCAGCUCCAGCAGCAAUACCCGUGAAGGAUUUGCCCGGAACUUCGCCUCCGGUUCAACCCAUUACACCGGUUGCUUCACCACCUCCAUUCGUUCCAGGAGAUGCACCAAAGGAGCCUCCUUUCUCAGGAAGAGUUACUCCGGGCCCAAUUUCAUCCCCUGUUUCGGAUAUUCCUCCAAUUCCAUCAGUGGCUCUAUCUCCGCCUACACCGAGCAUUGUACCUCAUAGAAAUGCCUCUAACAAUCACAAGCCUCCUAUCGAAAAGCCUAGUGCUCCUGUUGCAUCUCCACCAACGAUAUCUAUUGACAUUUCACAGCCAGUCCAUCCCGUCAUACCCAAGUUAACACCCUCUAGUUCACCUGUACCCACCUCGACUCCAACUAAGGGAUCUCCGAGAAGAAAUCCGCCAACUACGCACCCAGUAUUCCCCAUAGAAUCUCCUGCCGUCUCACCAGAUCCUGCUGCAAAUCCAGUAAAACAUCCACCACCCAGUGAGAAUGGAGAUGAUAACAAAAGUCCGGGUGCUGCACCCUCAAAUGAAACUGCUAAACCCUUACCUGUCUUCCCACAUAAAGCUCCUCCUCCUUCGAUAGCUCCCUCAGCCCCAAAAUUCAACAGACACUCACAUCAUACAUCUCCAUCUACUACUCCACCGCCAGAUUCUACUCCGAGUAAUGUACACCGCCAUCCUUCAUCAUCAUCUCCUCCUCCUCCUCUAUCUUCACACCAUCAACAUCAUCAAGAACGAAAGAAAAUCACAAAUAGUCCAGCUCCUUCGUCACCACCACCGCACCUCAUAUCUCCAAAGAAGUCAAACCGUAAAGGUUUAAUGACUCCUCCUCCAUCAUCACAUUAUGCUCCUUCUCCUCCCAUUCCUGCUUCUUUGAUUUCUCCUGCUCACGCUCCAAUCCCUUCCACUAUGCAACGCAUCUCCCCGGCUCCAUCACCUUCUCCAACCCAAGUGUUUCCUCUCAGGUCCUCUUCAAGACCUUCAAAAUCUCGGAAAUUCCCACUCGGUCCACCGCUUCAAGCAUUUCCCCCUCCUCCCCCUAAUUCAGAUUGUACUUCAACUAUUUGCUUGGAACCGUACACAAACACACCUCCAGGAUCUCCAUGUGGCUGUGUCUGGCCAAUUCAGGUUGAGCUACGGCUUAGCAUGGCGCUCUACGACUUCUUCCCAAUGGUUUCAGAAUUUGCUCGAGAAAUCAGCGCGGGGGUUUUCAUGAAACAGAGCCAAGUCCGUAUAAUGGGAGCUAACGCGGCUAGCGAACAACCUGACAAAUCCAUUGUUCUUAUCGAUUUAGUCCCGCUUGGUGAUAAAUUUGAUAACUUGACCGCAAUGGUGACUUAUCAGAGAUUCUGGAGUAAAAAUGUCUAUAUAGAUGAACCAAUCUUUGGCGGAUACGAUGUGAUUUACGUGCGUUAUCCUGGUUUACCGGCUUCCCCGCCAACUUCCGGUAUGACCAUUAUAGAUCCAGGGCCAUACUCUGGUAAUAAUAACGGAAGGGCAAUCAAACCACUCGGAGUUGAUGUUCCAAAGAAGCCGCACAAGAAAGAUCUCAAUGCUGGAAGUAUUGCUGUGAUUGUUUUAUCGGCAGCUGCUUUUAUCGGUUUAUGUUUCAUUAUUGUUUGGUUCUUGGUUUUCCGGCGACAAAGAGAUCGACGGCGUCUUUCUAAAAGAGCACCACUUGCUCGCCCUUCACUGCCUUCCCUCUCGAAACCAUCAGGCUCGGCGAGAUCUUUAACUGGAAGCCGGUUUAGCUCAACUUCGUUGUCAUUUGAAUCCAGCAUUGCUCCGUUUACUCUCUCUGCAAAGACAUUCACCGCAAGCGAAAUAAUGAAAGCUACUAAUAACUUUGAUGAAUCGAGGGUUCUUGGUGAAGGCGGAUUUGGACGAGUUUAUGAAGGUGUUUUCGAUGACGGAACUAAAGUAGCAGUUAAGGUAUUGAAGAGAGAUGACCAGCAGGGUAGCCGAGAGUUCUUGGCCGAAGUGGAAAUGCUUAGUCGUCUUCAUCACAGAAACCUCGUGAAUUUAAUUGGUAUUUGUAUCGAAGAUCGUAACCGUUCCCUGGUUUAUGAACUCAUACCAAAUGGCAGCGUUGAAUCUCACCUCCACGGAAUCGAUAAAGAAUCUUCGCCUUUAGAUUGGGAUGCUCGGUUGAAGAUAGCUCUUGGUGCGGCCCGUGGUUUAGCGUAUUUACAUGAAGACUCAAGUCCGCGAGUUAUACACAGAGACUUCAAGUCCAGCAACAUCUUGCUUGAAAACGAUUUCACACCUAAAGUCUCUGACUUUGGAUUGGCUCGUAAUGCCCUUGAUGAUGAAGAUAACAGACAUAUAUCAACACGCGUUAUGGGAACUUUUGGGUAUGUGGCGCCGGAAUAUGCAAUGACGGGGCAUCUUUUGGUGAAGAGUGAUGUGUAUAGCUACGGAGUUGUGCUUCUCGAGCUACUUACAGGGCGGAAACCAGUGGAUAUGUCUCAACCACCCGGACAGGAGAACUUAGUUUCAUGGACUCGGUCUUUUCUUACGAGCACAGAAGGGCUUGCAGCUAUUAUAGAUCAGUCUUUAGGACCCGAGAUCUCAUUCGAUAGCAUAGCUAAAGUCGCGGCGAUAGCUUCGAUGUGCGUUCAACCGGAAGUAUCACACCGUCCUUUCAUGGGAGAAGUAGUGCAAGCUUUGAAACUUGUCAGCAACGAAUGCGAUGAAGCUAAAGAACUCAACUCUGCAACUUCAAUCACUCAAGACGAUUUUAGAGAUGACACUCGAGCUGAGAGCUCUUGUGGUGAAGGCUCAGCGAGGAUGGCGCGGUAUCCAUUGCUACCGAAUUACGACUCUGAGCCUGACACAGAGAGAGGACUAUCUACAUCGGAAAUGUACUCGGGGUCAGGGAGGUUCGAGAGACAGUCUAACUCGGGUCCCUUGACCUCAGGUCGAGGCAAGAGGUUCUGGCAAAAGAUGAGGAGAUUAUCAACCGGAAGCUUGAGCGAGCAUGGAACACCAACGGUGAUGUUACGAUCCGGUUCUCGUUGAACAUUGGAGUCUUUAAUAGCCCGUUUAAGUUAAAAGAAAGCAGGUGCCUUGUCCUACAAGCAACUCUUUGCCUCAUGGAAACCGGUUAAGGGAAAACCGGGAGAGAUCAUCAUUCCCGGUUCAACAAUUAGUUGAAUAGAUCUUUGUAUCUUAGAAGAAACAAGAGAUUCUGUUUAAUCUAAUUUGAAUGUACAUAUCAAGUUUCAAAGUAAGAGAGGCUUAAGCAUUAAGCAUCAUUCUUCACAA
Messenger RNA from Arabidopsis lyrata subsp. lyrata, 4102 nucleotides. RefSeq names its product receptor-like serine/threonine-protein kinase ALE2. Bases 527 to 3856 code for a protein of 1109 amino acids. Gene Ontology annotation, molecular function: protein kinase activity; ATP binding. The record is from RefSeq and is a predicted model, not a curated record. The transcript has 14 exons. Gene Ontology annotation, biological process: protein phosphorylation. Lineage: Eukaryota; Viridiplantae; Streptophyta; Magnoliopsida; Brassicales; Brassicaceae.